This is a messenger RNA of Hyposmocoma kahamanoa, 704 nucleotides long. RefSeq lists its product as uncharacterized. The record is from RefSeq and is a predicted model, not a curated record. The transcript has a single exon. Lineage: Eukaryota; Metazoa; Arthropoda; Insecta; Lepidoptera; Cosmopterigidae. The coding region runs from base 15 to 704 and encodes 229 amino acids.
UUUCAGCUUACCGUAUGGACUUCAAAAAAUGGAGCUCAAGGGGUGAGAAUAAAGAGAAGAUGGAAAACAGGAAACGACAAAUCCAAGAAGAUUUUAAAAAAGAAAAAGGCUUGCUUGUUGAUAUUGUUAAACAAGGAGCAGGCACCACAAAUGACGGAAACACUGCCAGACGAUUUUUUAGUGAUGCAAAAACAUCGGCUCGCAUCACUGGGGUAGAUGAAGAGUUGAUAGAAAGGUUUCACAUAAUCUUGCAAACUGUGGCUUCUGGUGAGAGAAUAGAUCUCACAAAAUUCUCCGAAUUUUGUAAAAAUACAGCAACUUUAUACGUCCAAUUAUAUCCGUGGUACUACAUGCCCUCUAGUGUACAUAAGUUGCUAAUGCAUGGCGCGGAUAUAAUUGAGUAUUUUGGCAUGUUACCAAUCGGGAACUUAUCGGAAGAGGCAUCAGAAGCUCGCAACAAAGAUUUUCGAAAAUAUCGAGAGAACCAUUCCAGAAAAGUUAGUAGGACAGCGACAAAUGAAGAUAUUUUACAUAAUCUUCUCUUGUCUUCAGAUCCAAAACUGACUUCUCUGAGGCCAAGAAUGGCUAAACAUCAGAAAAUGGUUCUUUCACCAAGAGCAGUAGAGCUUUUGAUGUCUUUUCCAAAUGAGCCUGAACUAGAUUUUAUAGAUAUUAAUAAUUUACAAGAUAGUGAUAGUGAUUAA